AACUGUCAAAUUCUCUGGUUUCAGGUUGACCCUGAUGAGGUGAAUGCUCUAGCUCAGCUGAUGACAUGGAAGACAGCUGUAGCAGACAUCCCCUACGGAGGAGCAAAGGGUGGAAUUGGCUGCAACCCAAGGGACCUGAGCAUCAGUGAGUUAGAACGUCUAACUCGGGUUUUCACCCAAAAGAUUCAUGAUCUCAUUGGUAUUCAACGGGAUGUUCCUGCCCCUGAUAUGGGAACCAAUGCUCAGACUAUGGCAUGGAUUCUCGAUGAGUAUUCAAAGUUUCACGGUCAUUCACCUUCUGUUGUGACCGGAAAGCCAAUUGAUCUUGGAGGUUCUUUGGGAAGGGAGGCAGCCACAGGUCUCGGAGUUGUUUUUGCAACUGAGGCUUGGUUAGCUAAAAAUGGGAAGUCAAUUGCUGAGAACACAUUUGUCAUACAGGGCUUUCGAAACGUGGGAACCUGGGCCGCUAAGUCUCUUUAUGAGAGAGGUGGUAAGGUUGUUGUUGUGAGUGACAUCACUGGUGCCAUCCGAAAUCCCAAUGGAAUCGACAUCCCUACCCUUCUGAAACACAAGGAAACCAACGGAAACUUGACCGAGUUCCAAGGAGCAGAUGUAAUGGAUCCAAAUGAAGUGCUUGUUCAUGAAUGUGAUGUUCUUAUCCCAUGUGCCUUGGGUGGAGUACUGAACAAGGAAAAUGUUGCUGAUGUGAAAGCUAAACUUAUAGUUGAAGCUGCAAAUCACCCAACUGACCCUAAAGCGGAUGAGAUUUUGGCCAAAAAAGGAGUCACUAUAUUACCUGAUAUUUAUGCUAAUGCUGGUGGAGUUACUGUGAGCUAUUUUGAAUGGGUUAUACCCAGGUGGCAAAUUCUUUGAUCCUCUUGGUUUAGCCAGUGAUCCUGAAAAGAAAGAAAGACUUCAAUUGGCAGAGAUUAAACAUUCUCGCUUGGCUAUGGUUGUUUUCCUCAACUUUGCAAUCCAAGCUGCUGUUACUGGAAAAGGUCCUAUUGCUUUCAUUGCUACCUUCAACCAGUGAGACAUAUAAUCUACACUUAAUAAUACAAUUCUAUGAUCCCCAACCACAUUAUCUUAAUAAUAAUAUUUAUGAGUUUGUUCUUUCAAAACUUGCAAAUUAGUGCAAUUUGCUUUCACACAUAACUGAGAAUAUAACUACUAUUCCUUACAAACUUCAAAAGAUUGAACCCUCAUAGCUUAUGACCUUA
This is a messenger RNA of Cicer arietinum (chickpea), 1220 nucleotides long. The record is from RefSeq and is a predicted model, not a curated record. NCBI's taxonomy places the organism in Eukaryota, Viridiplantae, Streptophyta, Magnoliopsida, Fabales, Fabaceae.